AUGGCUGACGCUGCUCCCCGUGGACGUGGCGGUUUCGGACGUGACCGUGGUGGCCGUGGCCGCCGUGGCCCCCGCCGUGGUGGUCGCCGCGACGGCGAGAAGGAGGAGUGGGUUCCCGUCACCUCGGUCGGCCGCCUUGUCAAGGACGGCAAGAUCAAGUCGAUCGAGGAGAUCUACCUCUUCUCGCUCCCCAUCAAGGAGUACCAGGCCAUCGACCUGCUCCUCCCCAAGCUCAAGGACGAGGUCAUGAAGAUCAUGCCCGUCCAGAAGCAGACCCGUGCCGGUCAGCGCACCCGCUUCAAGGCCUUCGUCGCCGUCGGUGACUCGGACGGCCACCUCGGCCUCGGCGUCAAGUGCGCCAAGGAGGUCGCCACCGCUAUCCGCGGCGCCAUCAUCCUUGCCAAGCUCUCGGCCAUCCCCGUCCGCCGUGGCUACUGGGGUGCUGCUCUCGGUGAGCCCCACACCGUCCCGAUGAAGGUGUCGGGCAAGAGCGCCUCGGUCAUGUGCCGUCUCGUCCCCGCCCCCCGUGGUACCGGUAUCGUUGCCGCCCCGGCCUCGAAGCGCAUGCUCCAGCUCGCCGGUGUUCAGGACUGCUACACCCAGUCGAGCGGCCAGACGGCCACCAUGGGCAACUUCAUCAAGGCCACGUUCGAGGCCGUCGCCAAGACCUACGCCUUCAUCACCCCCAACCUCUGGAGGGACAUCGCUCCUCCCGCCACCCCCUUCGUCGAGUUCUCGUCGCACCUCGCCCGUGCCGGCAAGAAGUCCAACUACUAA
Pseudozyma flocculosa PF-1 is the source of this 777-nucleotide messenger RNA. RefSeq lists its product as uncharacterized. Gene Ontology annotation, molecular function: RNA binding; structural constituent of ribosome. NCBI's taxonomy places the organism in Eukaryota, Fungi, Basidiomycota, Ustilaginomycetes, Ustilaginales, Ustilaginaceae. The transcript has a single exon. Gene Ontology annotation, cellular component: cytosolic small ribosomal subunit; ribosome. Bases 1 to 777 code for a protein of 258 amino acids. Gene Ontology annotation, biological process: translation. The record is from RefSeq and is a predicted model, not a curated record.